AUGGACCUCAUCGCCACAGGAGCUACCUCGAAUCCCAGUUGUGAGUUCCGUCACAACAGUCAACAUCACGAACCCGGCCUCCUGAUGGCUACCUACGAUACACUCCUGUUCUUUGCAUUGUUACCCAUUCCCAUCCCGAAGAACCCGGCCCUUACACCGGCUGAUGUGACGACUGUGAUUGCAACGCUCGGUAAAAGUCCCGAUGCACUUUUCGAAGGAGUUCAGUGCCAUAUAAAAGCCGGAAUCCAGUACAUUUCGAUCUGUACGCCUCCUGAUACGUUUGAAGAAAUUCAAGCCCUAUCGAUUGAAAUUGGAAAGCAGCACGACAGAGUUCGAAUUGAUGUGUGCCAGGCUAGCUAUGCCAAUAAGCGAAAACAACUUGCAUCCGCCAUUGCCCAGAUCCCUGAAGAUCGAAAGCAGGUCCAUCGAAUUAUCGUGUUCGCUGAUGACGAUAUACUAUUUCCCGAGAAUACCGUGCGAUGGAUGCUUGCAGCUUUUGAGAAGGAUAACGUUGGUGGAUUAAUGGGAUCCUUUGUGACUAUAUUCAACGUCGAAACUUCGAAAUUCUAG
Molecule: messenger RNA, 570 nt
Organism: Fonsecaea nubica
Lineage: Eukaryota; Fungi; Ascomycota; Eurotiomycetes; Chaetothyriales; Herpotrichiellaceae
Exons: 3
Coding region: 1-570 (189 amino acids)
Source: RefSeq, a predicted model, not a curated record